This is a messenger RNA of Anarrhichthys ocellatus (wolf-eel), 2668 nucleotides long. It is a transcript of the gene pdha1a, whose product is annotated as pyruvate dehydrogenase E1 subunit alpha 1a. Lineage: Eukaryota; Metazoa; Chordata; Actinopteri; Perciformes; Anarhichadidae. Gene Ontology annotation, cellular component: intracellular membrane-bounded organelle. The transcript is spliced from 11 exons. The coding region runs from base 72 to 1244 and encodes 390 amino acids. Gene Ontology annotation, molecular function: pyruvate dehydrogenase (acetyl-transferring) activity. Gene Ontology annotation, biological process: pyruvate decarboxylation to acetyl-CoA. The record is from RefSeq and is a predicted model, not a curated record.
CGGAAGGAUGUCGCUUGACAGAAGGACCUAGCCGUUCCCUGUGUGGAUUGUUGUGAGCUAGCUCAGGAAAGAUGCUGACCAAUAUCUCUAACGUGCUGAGGGCUUGUGCUCAGAGAAAUGGAGCUGCAGCGGUCGUGUCAGCGCGCACGUACGCCGACUUCACAACCGAGGCCACCUUUGAAAUAAAGAAAUGUGACAUCCACAAGCUGGAUGAGGCUCCGGCCACUCAAGUGGUUAUGACUCGUGACGAGGGUCUGCAGUACUACCGCGUCAUGCAGACCAUCAGGCGUAUGGAGCUGAAAGCAGAUCAGCUGUACAAGCAGAAGAUCAUCAGAGGGUUCUGCCACUUGUAUGACGGCCAGGAAGCCUGUGCAGUUGGUAUCGAAGCAGGAAUUAAUUUGACGGACCACCUGAUCACUGCGUACCGCGCCCACGGCUACACGUACACCAGAGGAGGGACUGUGAAGCAGAUCAUGGCUGAGCUCACCGGCAGAAGAAGUGGAAUUGCAAAGGGCAAAGGAGGCUCUAUGCACAUGUACACUAAAAACUUCUAUGGAGGAAAUGGAAUUGUUGGAGCGCAGGUUCCCCUGGGUGCUGGUGUGGCUCUGGCCUGCAAGUAUCUGGGCAACAAUGAGCUGAGUGUCAGUCUCUACGGUGACGGCGCUGCCAACCAGGGUCAGAUUUUUGAAACCUACAACAUGGCAGCACUCUGGAAGCUGCCCGCCAUCUUCAUCUGUGAGAACAACCGGUAUGCCAUGGGCACCUCAGUGGAGAGGUCUGCAGCCAGCACCGACUACUACAAGAGAGGAGACUACAUCCCCGGUCUCCGGGUGGAUGGGAUGGAUGUCCUGUGUGUUCGGGAAGCAACCAAGCUCGCAGCGGAUCACUGCCGAGCUGGGAAGGGUCCCAUUCUCAUGGAGCUUCAGACCUACCGCUACCAUGGACACAGUAUGAGUGAUCCUGGUGUCAGCUACCGCACGCGUGAUGAGAUCCAGGAGGUCCGUGGUAAGAGCGACCCCAUCUCCUUGCUGAAGGACCGCAUGCUCAGCAACAACAUGGCCAGCGUGGAGGAGCUCAAGGAGAUCGACGUGUCGGUGAGGAAGGAAAUUGAAGAUGCUGCUCAGUUUGCCACCACGGAUCCUGAACCCCCACUGGAAGAAUUGUGCGACCAUAUGUUUCACAACAACCCACCGCUGGAGGUGCGCAGCACGAACCCGUGGACCAAGCUGAAGUCUGUUGGCUAAAGUUUUAUCACCCACUGUUUUCGUCACGUCAUUCACCCAGUAAUAUAUUAGCUGCCCCUCACAUAUACACACACAUCAUACAAUGUACCAUAAAAUGGUGCCUCGGACCCAGAGCUCGAACCAUCAACAAGUACAUUUAUUUCGAUACUGUACAGUUUAACAGUUGGGCCACAUUCACAAAAAUGUUCUGAGGAUGAAACCAAGAUUAACAAAGACACUAAACUGGAUACUCGUUCAACGGUUUCAGUGGACAAAACACCCUAAAGUCUUUUUUUUUUUUUUGUCACAGUGUUCCAUAGUGUCAUGAAAUUCUGUCCCAUAUUUAUUUAUAGUUUUAGUAAAAAUAUUAACUUGGUAGCCAACUCGCCUAUUGUAUAGCUGUCGUAAUUACAAUCACCAUCCCUGACGUUGGUGGAUUAUUUAAAGUCUUCUCCUCCUGUAUGAAGUACAUGCACCAGACGAUAUGAAUUAAUACCUGUGAGUAAUUCUAUUUAUUUUAGAGGGAAGCUCAAUACGUUACUGAAGCUAUUUUAAGGAAUCUCGAGGUCUCUUAACAUUAAGCAUUUAGUCAGAAGGUUUUUGUAAAUCUGGCCCUAAGUGAAUACAUUUAGUGGAUUGUAAAUCUGCUUGUUUGAUGGUUUUCUCUGGUCACCUUUGAGGUGUAAUGAAGUGUCCAUCCAUCACUGUUCAUCUCAUAAAGAGACUGACCUGUAAAAAUCGGCUUUGUACUCUAUACUGAAGUGUACGUGAUAAAUCAUUCACUUUGAGUUAACUAGUUCUUGUCUUUUUUUUUUUAAAUUAUUAUUUAACCCCUUGUUACAAAGACACCAUAAAAGACAGCAGCUUAAAGACCAUUUAUAUUUCUUUCAAAAUACUGUAUGUGAGAGAGUGUGUAGGGAAUACCGAGGGAAAAGUUUGAAAUAUUUCAAUUUGUCUUGCCAAACCAAACGUGCCUGGCAAAAAGUUCAUCAGAUGAGCUUCUCUGUUCACAUCAAGUUUCCAAAUCAAAGAGGGAUGUUGGGUUAAGUAUUGUUGGUUAAGUAGCUUUAUGGGCUACUUAAAUGUCUUGUGCUAUUUGACCACAUCAGCCGUGGUACAUUAUUGGCUCAAAUGUACAGAGAUGCAUGGAUAUUUUAAACUUCAGUCUAUUUUUUCUUGUCAAGUACUUUAACACAUUAUUGUUAAAAUAAAAGGAAAAUGACUGCUGACAGCUCGGGUAGCAAAAUAGAAACCUUUUCGUUGUAAUGUGAAAAGUAUUUAGUCAAAUAAGAAGAUGGACUAAACUUUGAAAUGUCAGUACCUGUCUUCGUACAGCUGCAAAUACCCACAGUGGGAGUAUUUGUUGUUACAUCGACGCAGGCAAACACUCUAUGGAAACCUUUUGUUUUAUGUGUGUCCCUGUAAUAAAAAGACUAAGAUACUGA